UCACGAGUAAAAUUACCGGGAAUAACCGGGAAUAUUGCGCAAUUGCGUUGUUUUGCUAACAAAUAAUCAUUAUUGUUUCUUGUGAAAUUUGACAGCUAUUGUUCAAUAUGUAUUCCCUUACCGAAGGAGCAUUAGAUAAAAUCAUAAAUGGCGUUGAUGUUGAUAAACCAAUACUGCAAAUACUGGGUCAUAAAAAAUUGGCAAGUUCAAGCAGUGGAGAACGUUACAGGCUACUUGUGUCCGAUGGGAGAAGAGUAAAUUCGUUCACAAUGUUGGCUACUCAGUUAAACUCAAUGAUAUCAAACAACAUUUUGACUGAAUUUUCUAUUUGUCAGAUUAAUAGAUACGCAAUAAGUAUGGUGAAUAAUGCUGGAAAGCAGAAACGCGUAAUGGUGAUAUUAAAUAUUGAAGUAAAAGUUCCUGGUAAAGAGGUUGGACAUAAAAUUGGAAAUCCAACAAGUGCAGAGUCUGAAAGUGAUUCUAAACCUGUGCAAUCUGUACAGUCUAAAUUAGCUUCACAUCCUCCACAGCAAAAUGAUUCUGCAACAUCAAAGCAUAAUCCACCUCAAUCUUCUACUAAUGAUAUACAAACAACUCCCAUUAUUGCACUAAGUCCUUAUCAAAAUAGGUGGGUGGUAAGAGCAAGAGUUGUUAGUAAAUCUGGUAUAAGAACAUGGAGUAAUUCCCGUGGGGAAGGAAAAUUAUUUUCCAUGGAUCUUGUUGAUGAGAGUGGAGAAAUUAGAUGUACAGCAUUCAGAGAUCAGUGCGAUAAAUUUUAUGAGAUGCUUGAGAUUGGAAAAGUUUAUUACAUUUCUAGAGCUACUUUAAAAACAGCGAAUAAACAAUUCAAUAAUUUAAAAAAUGAUUAUGAAAUGAAUUUAACCGGUGAUUCAGAAAUCAUUCCCUGUCAUGAUAAUGAAAAAGAUAUUCCAACUCUUCAAUUUGAUUUUCAUCCGAUAGGUGACAUAGAGAAAAAGGAAAAGAAUGACAUGAUGGAUGUGCUGGGUAUCGUUAAAUCUUGCGGCGAUUUGCAAUUGUUAACAUCAAGAACUACAGGUAGAGAGAUGAGAAAGAGGGAUAUUCAUCUUGUUGAUGAUAGUAACACUAUGGUGUGUCUUACGCUGUGGGGGACAGAAGCUGAAGACUUUGAUGGUAGCAAUAAUCCAGUUGUAGCUGUCAAAGGGGCUCGUAUUGGCGAGUUUAACGGAGGAAAGAAUUUAUCUACUCUCAGUUCCACGGUUAUGCAAGUUGAUCCAGACAUUCCAGAAGCACACAGAUUACGUGGCUGGUUUAAAACAAUUGGUUGUAAUGAAGAUAUGAAAUCAGUUUCAAGAGCAUUUGGAGGUGCAAAUAAUACAAGUGGACCAUUGAUUACUUUCAAGGAAGCAGCAGACUUGGAAUUGGGUCAUAGAGGAACUGAUAUGUACGUGAUUAAAGCUACUGUUAACAUGAUUCGAAUUGAAAAUGCUCUUUAUAAAUCUUGCCCUUCCGAAGGUUGCAAGAAAAAGUUGAUUGAUCAGGCAAAUGAUAUGUAUCGGUGUGAAAAAUGCGAUAAGGAAUACCCAAAUUUUAGAUAUCGUUUACUUGCAAGUUUAAGCUUAGCAGAUUGGACAAACAAUCAAUGGGCUACAGCGUUCAAUGAAGAAGCAGAAAAAAUAUUAGGUGCUACUGCUCAAGAACUUGGAGAGUUGCAAGAAAAUGACAAUGAUGCUUAUCUUGAAAAAUUUGGUGAUGCAACGUUUAAAAGUUUCAUAUUUAAGAUCCGAAUUAAACUGGAAACAUUCAGCGAUGAGAAAAGAUUAAAGGCAACAUGUGCUGCUGUAUCUCCCAUAGAUUAUAAAACGUACAAUAAUCAUUUGAUAACCCAAAUUAAAGAAUUAGCUGAAAUUAAUAAAGUAUAAAACAGCUAUUACUUUUUUUAUGGUAAGUUUGUGUGUAUUACGAUUUUUUGAAUUCUACUAUUAGAAAUGUAAGCAAAGUAUUUUCAUACAGUUCAGUUAUUACAAAUUUAAUAAAACAGCAAAUAUAUAUUA
Messenger RNA from Osmia bicornis bicornis, 2033 nucleotides. It is a transcript of the gene RpA-70, whose product is annotated as replication protein A 70 kDa DNA-binding subunit. The record is from RefSeq and is a predicted model, not a curated record. Gene Ontology annotation, biological process: meiotic cell cycle; DNA replication; nucleotide-excision repair. The transcript is spliced from 13 exons. Gene Ontology annotation, cellular component: nucleus; DNA replication factor A complex. Lineage: Eukaryota; Metazoa; Arthropoda; Insecta; Hymenoptera; Megachilidae. Bases 108 to 1901 code for a protein of 597 amino acids. Gene Ontology annotation, molecular function: damaged DNA binding; single-stranded telomeric DNA binding.